This is a messenger RNA of Musca domestica (house fly), 14798 nucleotides long. Its product is annotated as trichohyalin-like. Gene Ontology annotation, biological process: maintenance of presynaptic active zone structure; regulation of synaptic plasticity; neuromuscular synaptic transmission. The coding region runs from base 2327 to 9178 and encodes 2283 amino acids. The transcript has 23 exons. Gene Ontology annotation, cellular component: cytoskeleton of presynaptic active zone. The record is from RefSeq and is a predicted model, not a curated record. Gene Ontology annotation, molecular function: structural constituent of presynaptic active zone. NCBI's taxonomy places the organism in Eukaryota, Metazoa, Arthropoda, Insecta, Diptera, Muscidae.
AUCAGUACUUAAGGGUAGUUAGUUGGAAAACGGUGUUACAAAAUAAAAACAGCCGACAAAACUUGGCCACAUAACUCAAAAAACAAAAAAAGAAAGUGCCGCACAAUUGGGUUGAUGUCAAAAAAAGAAACACACUUCUGUUCUGUUCAUCAUAUUUUUCCCACAAAGAAAAUCAUUAGUUUUUUGUAUAUGUUGUGUAUUUAAAUCAUUCGCAAAGAAAUAUAUUAUUAUCUCAUGAAAGAGCAGAAGUUUUUCGAAUAGCCAAGAAGAAAACGGGAAAAAUGAAUAAAAAUUCUAUAUAUAUGUCUACAUAACUACAUACAUACAUAUAUAUCUAGUUAGAUAUACAUAUAGAGAUAUGCCUGCCUACAUAUACACCUCGUAUAGAUAGAGAAGAAGCAAACCAAAAAAAAAAAAAAAAAUAAAAACCAUUUAAAAAAUAUUUAGUAAAAAAAAAAUGGAAAUUAAAUCCUAACCCAAGAAAAAAAGAAGAAAAAAUUGUGAAAAUUUCCAAACUGAACGACCAAGAAAAUCCUGUAUACGUUUUCUCCGGUUAAAAGAGUAACAAGCGAAAGGAAGUUUAGAAAAGCAGAAAAAUAAAAAUUGCAUUUUCCACAUCAAAAAUAUACAUACAUAAUACUGAGAAAAGGAAGAAGAAAAAAACCGAAAAUCCGAAACAAAAUUGGUGCUUUAAUUACAACAACAACAACAAAAUAUUCAAAUAUUUAUUCUUAUCAUUCUUAUUAAACCCACCAAAUUAAUUCUAUAUAUCUUAAACAAAUUAAUAUAUAUGUAAAAAAAACAAAAUAAAAAAUAUAUUAAAAAAUAUAUACCAACAACAAAACACCAAACAACAAGAAAAAAAAAUAAACCAACCAACAACUACUACUACAAAUUACAACAGUAACAACAACCAAAUAAAUAAAAUAAAAGUGUAAUGAAAAUAAAUGGCAACAUAUUCUCAACACAUACAAUCAAACAAAAUUAUUAGCAUAAAACCAUUUGUGCGGUCAUUACCGAUGCAGAAUCAAAACAACAACAAAUACAGAACAGAAUUAAAAGAAUAAAACAAAAUUAACACCAAAACAACAGCAAAAGCCAAAUUACAACAAGAACAAAACAACAUUUCAUAUCCUCAAGAUAGUUACUACUACUACUAUUACAACUACUACCAAUAUUAUUACAACUAUUGCUACAAAAAAACAAAAACAAAAAUACCACAACAAAUUACUAGGAAGUCGAAUAAAGAAAACGACAGCAAAAACGACACAACAAACGGAAACGGAAACAAGAAAAAUGUUUAAAUUUAAACCACAACGUUUUUCAGACCACAAUUAAAGAGCCGUCAUUCAAGUCACAUUUCAAAUCAUUCAUUGUCAACGUCAUCACCUCCUUACAGAAGGCAGCAGCAGUAGCGGCAAAAAAAAAUACCCCUAAACAACAACAUCAGCACUAAUACCACCACACCGUAUCACGCCCACCUUCAUCUACUUGUCACAUUUUUGUGUGUUUUCUGCAAAGAAAACCCCCUCUUCUAUCAACAAGUUGGACGGAAAAAGACAAAUAAAAAACAACAACAAUAGCAGGAAAGGAAGGACAAUCCAAUUCAACAAAAUAAAAAGAAAAAGCAAUUCAAUCACCAAAAGCAAAAAGUAGCAAACGAGAAACGACCAUAAAAAUUCACAGCCAACAAUCAACCAGCUGAGAAAGGAAAUCACACAUCAACAACAAGCGAGGCCCUUCAGAUUUGGAGUAGAUUUUUUCUUGGCCCCCAGUUUAAAUAAAAACAUUCAAAAUUUACAAGCUAAACAAAACGGAUGCGACACAUUGCAAACGUCUUUCAUUCACUCACUCGCUGCUGGCUUGCUCGUUCACCUUGCAAAACAAAAACAGCAACAACAAAAAGACAAACAGCAACAUCGCCAUUGCAUCAGACAGUCAGUCAGUCAGUCAAUCAGUCACACAAGAAGAACUCCAUCCAACGUGUCUUGUCAAACAAAACUUCAAAACAAAAAACGCAAAACUUCAUUCCUUCGCCAAGACAGGCGACGUCAGUGUGAGUGGAUUGUGGUUGUGGUGCAGGCAGAGUAGGAAGAGUGAACCGCUCGCAAAGUUCCAAAUUUAAGCUACAAAAUAUUCGGCGUUUUCACAUUGUUGGGGUAGUGGACCAAAGAGUCUGCGCGUGUGUGUGUGUGUGUGCGUCUGACCACCAUCAGCGGAUUCAGCAGCCGUCAUACCUCCCCACCACUCCCCAAGCAAAGAGAGUGUCGAGCAUAAAGCGUUGCCACCCAAGCAAAUUUAAACCGCGGCCUUACCGCGGCAUAUUAUGUCACGAGACGAUUACAAUCCUGUAACAAGCUCUGGUGUUCGAAGCCCGGGUCGUGCCAGACGACUAACGGAAUUACCAACAGUAGAUCGUUCACCAUCACGAGAUUACGGUGCACGUGGAAGUCCUUUAGCAAUGGGCAGUCCAUACUACAGAGACAUGGAUGAGCCAACUAGUCCCGCGGGGGCGGGACAUCAUCGAAGUCGAAGUGCCAGUAGACCCGUAAUGUCACAUGGUCUGGAUUAUCCAAGAGCCCCCCGUUAUCAAUCCUUGGAUAGAGGAGGUCUGGUGGAUCAUCAUGAUCGUGAGUUCAUACCCAUUCGAGAGCCCAGAGAUCGUUCGCGUGACCGGUCUCUGGAGCGUGGUUUAUACUUGGAAGAUGAACUGUAUGGACGUUCAGCCAGGCAAAGUCCCAAUCCGCUGGGCUUCAAUUCGGGCAUACCACCUACGGAUCGAGCGUAUUUGGGCGAUUUACAACAUCAGAACACAGAUCUGCAGAGAGAGCUGGGUCAACUGAAACGCGAACUGGAGUUGACAAAUCAAAAACUCGGCAGUUCCAUGCACAGUAUUAAAACUUUUUGGUCACCCGAACUGAAAAAGGAACGAGCCCUCCGCAAAGAAGAAAGCGCAAAAUAUAGCUUGAUUAAUGACCAGCUGAAGCUGUUGAGCACAGAAAAUCAGAAACAAGCCAUGCUGGUGCGUCAAUUAGAAGAGGAGCUACGUGCUCGCAUGCGUCAGCCCAACAUCGAGAUGCAGCAACAAAUCGAGGCCGUCUAUGCGGAAAAUGAUCAUUUGCAACGUGAAAUUAGCAUUUUGCGAGAGACAAUCAAGGAUUUGGAGUGUCGUGUCGAAACACAAAAACAAACUUUGAUUGCACGCGACGAAAGCAUUAAAAAACUAUUGGAAAUGUUGCAGGCCAAGGGCAUGGGUAAAGAAGAAGAACGUCAAAUGUUCCAACAAAUGCAAGCGAUGGCCCAAAAACAGAUGUACGGUAAUUAUCCACCUGCUGGAAGCCCACCAUUACCAGAUAUUAUAGGACAAUAUUACACAGGUGGUUACGGCAGCGGCGUGGCGGGUGCUGCCGCCAAUUUGCCUUGCUAUGACAUGUAUGGUCCCUCGACGUCAACGGGCUACCUCUAUGAUCCUACACUGGCAGCGGCGGCAGCAGGCAUUGGCGCAUAUGGCGGUUAUGGUCAGACCUCGCCUAUACGUCGUCGGCGUUAUAGCAUUGCUGGCCUGCCCUCGGCCUCAAUGAUGAACGAUUACUAUGGCUAUCAACAGCCGUUGGGUCCCGCCCCCAUACACCAGUCUUCCUCCUCGAAUAUUUUGAAUUUGCUCAACGAGGCCCACAAGUCAAUUUCCAGAUCGUCACAGAUACUGACGCAACAGGCCCGCCUACAACAGGCCCAGCAGGCUGCCGCCCAAACGGUGACGCCCCUAUCGCACUAUCCGGGUCGUGUGGUAUCUAGCUAUCCUACUUUGCAUCCGGGAGAUACCUCGCCGCCCUAUCUGAACGAUAAUCUAAUGCAAAUGUCCGCGAGUUUCUCGUCGCAACCGAACAUGUACUUCCAACAGUAUGGCCAGGCACAGCCGCCACCGCCGCCUGCGCCCUCGCAAAUGCAAACGGCGGUCGGUGCAUCGCGUCUCAGACCCGCCUAUUCCGUAUCGAAUCUGAACUAUCUGAAUUAUCCGUUAGGUGGCGGCAGCAAGCAAUACCCGCUGAGUAGCAGUAAUUACAUGACCACGACUGGUAGCCAGUACGGUGGCCACAAUCUCUAUACGAAUCCCUCAGAUCUGUCGCCCUACAAUCUGCAAAGUCUACUGCAGCAGCGCAACUUAAUGUCCUCUUUGCACGCUUCAAAUCCCGCCAUUUCGCAACUCUAUCAACAGCAGCAACAAGCCGCCGUCGCCGCUGCCGCUGCCCAGCAACAGCAAUCCUCGGCCUACCAGCAGAUGCUGGCCCAAAAUAUCCAACAGCAAUUCGCCGGUACGCAUCAUUAUGCCCAUCAACAGCAUCAAUUGCCCGUUAGUGCACAUCCCUCAGCAGCUCACAUCCAUGCCUCGGUGCAGCAGCAACUGAAUCCGGAUCAUCAAUUUCACAUACAUCAGCAACAGAAUCAUUUGCAAACGCAUCCCCUGGCGGCAUUGGCCAGCACCACGGCGCCAUUCCCGGCCACGCUGACCAGCAGUGCAUUGCAUGAUGUGCGCAGUUCAAUGGGUGGUGGGGCUGCGACAGGACUAACCGGCUCGGCGGCCUAUCACGACGCCAUGUUGUAUCCACCCACGCACCACCACACACAUCUGCACCAUCCGAGCACGUUAGGCCAACAACAGCAACACCACCACCCACAACCACAUCAUUCAUAUUCGACAACACCACAUCACUCACAUCAUCAGCAUCAUCUGUCACCAUAUUCGAAACUAGAUUUAGAUUAUCCAAAACUGCCACAAGAGCAUAAACGCCAAUUGGACGAAUUCCGUCUUGAAAUACAGAGGAGGGAUCAAGAAAUUUUGGCUAUGGCGGCCAAAAUGAAAACAUUGGAAGAACAACAUCAGGAUUACCAACGGCAUAUUGCGGUGUUGAAGGAGUCACUAUGUGCCAAGGAGGAACACUACAAUAUGCUGCAGGCUGAUGUUGAAGAGCUGAGGGCGCGCCUCGAGGAGAAGAACCGCCUGUUGGAGAAGAAAACGCAGGGCACACUGCAAACGGUACAAGAACGCAACCGUUUGACAAGCGAGCUGACCGAGCUAAAGGAUCACAUGGAAAUCAAGGAUCGUAAAAUAUGUGUGCUGCAGAGAAAGAUUGAAAAUCUUGAAGAUUUGCUUAAGGAGAAGGAUAAUCAGGUGGAUAUGGCCCGGGCACGUCUGUCGGCAAUGCAAGCUCAUCAUAGCAGUUCUGAGGGCGCUCUCACAAGUCUCGAAGAGGCCAUUGGCGACAAAGAAAAGCAAAUGGCUCAACUACGAGAACAGCGAGAUCGUGCCGAACACGAAAAGCAAGAAGAACGUGAACUGCAUGAGCGUGAAAUUGCCGACUACAAGAUCAAGCUGCGAGCUCUGGAAAGCGAAGUGGAAAAGCUGAACACCCGUUUGGAGCGUGCCGUUACCGAACGUGAACGUUUGGAAAUCAAAUUGGAGGCAUCACAAAGCGAACUGGGCAAAUCGAAGGCUGAGCUGGAGAAGGCCACCUGUGAAAUGGGCCGCAGCAAUGCCGAUUGGGAGACCACAAAACAGCGUAUAGCCCGUUUGGAAUUGGAAAAUGAACGCCUUAAACAUGAUUUGGAAAGAUCUCAGAUGCAGCUAGAAGAACAAACCACACUACAUAAAUCGGUACAAAAAUUAAUGUAUGAAUCUGGACAAAUAUCAUCGACAACGUUUGGCCGCACAACACUAACCACUUCCCAAGAACUGGAACGGGCCACAGAGCGGGCCGACAAAGCGGCAGCCGAACUCAGGCGUACCCAGGCCGAGCUGAGAGUCACUCAGUCGGAUGCUGAGAGGGCACGUGAAGAGGCUGCCGCUUUGCAGGAGAAACUCGAAAAGAGCCAGGGCGAAGUGUAUAGACUGAAGGCCAAACUUGAAAAUGCCCAAGGUGAACAGGAAAGUUUGCGACAGGAACUAGAAAAGGUCCAAGGCAGCAUUUCACGCAUACAUGCCGAUCGCGAUAGAGCCUUCUCCGAAGUGGACAAGAUGAAGGAAGAAAUGGAACGCACCCAGGCCACAUUGGGCAAAGCACAAUUACAACAGGAGAAAUUGCAAAAUGCAUUGGACAAGGCACAAAACGAAGUCGAUCAUUUGCAAGAGAAACUGGACAAAUCCAAUGCCGAAGUUCGUCGUCUCACAUUGGAGAAGGAGAAAUAUACCUACGACUAUGACAGUCUACAAUCACAAUUGGACAAGGCAUUGGGUCAGGCAGCCCGCAUGCAGAAAGAACGUGAAACUCUUACAUUGGACACAGAUCGAAUACGUGAAAAACUUGAAAAGACACAGAUGCAACUUGCCCGUGUCCAAAAGGAGCGUGAUCAAUUCUCCGAUGAAUUGGAAACACUCAAAGAACGCUCCGAAUCGUCACAGACCCUGCUACAAAAGGCAGCCCGCGAUCGAGAGGCAAUGCAAACCGAUUUGGAAGUACUGAAAGAACGCUACGAAAAAUCCCAUGUCAUACAGCAGAAAUUACAGAUGGAACGUGACGAUGCCGUGACCGAGGUGGAAAUUCUCAAAGAGAAACUAGACAAGGCCCUGUACGCCAGCCAGAAACUUAUCGAUGAGAAGGAUACCUCGAACAAAGAGUUCGAGAAGAUGUUGGAGAAAUAUGAUCGUGCUCAAAAUGAAAUCUAUCGCUUACAGUCACGCUGUGACACGGCCGAAGCGGAUCGUGCCCGACUUGAGGUUGAGGCCGAACGCUCUUCACUGGCCGCCUCGAAAGCCCGUGAAGAUUUGCGUAAGCUACAAGACGAAAGCACCCGAUUGCAAGAGGCCUGUGAUAGGGCCGCCCUGCAACUUAGCAGAGCCAAGGAGGCCGAGGACAAUGCACGUGCCGAACUCGAACACCACCGAGAACGCUAUGACAAAAUACAAACCGAUCUACGCCGUACCCAAGGCGAAAAGGAACAUCUGCAAUCCGAACUGGAGAGAGUAUCGUAUGAGCUGGAGAGAGCCCAUGCCGCUCAGAGCAAGGCCAGUGCCAGUGUGGAAGCAGCCAAGGAGGAAGCUGCCCACUACGCUGUGGAAAUGGAGAAAAUGCGCGAUCGUUAUGAAAAGAGCCAGGCCGAACUUCGAAAACUGCAAGACACCGAAACGUUUGGCCGUGAAACCCGACGCCUCAAAGAGGAGAACGAACGUUUGCGUGAAAAACUCGACAAAACUCUCAUGGAACUGGAAACUAUUCGCGGCAAGUCCCAAUACGAAUCAGAAUCCUUCGAGAAGUACCGCGACAAGUAUGAGAAGCUUGAAAACGAGAUCCAGAACAUGGAGUCCAAACUGCACGAGACAUCACUGCAACUGGAACUCUCCAAGGGAGAAGUGGCCAAACUGUUGGCCAGCCAGGAAAAACAACGCACCGAGCUGGAGAGAGCUCACAUCGAGCGCGAAAAGGCCCGAGACAAGCACGAGAAACUUCUGAAGGAGGUAGAACGUUUGAGAUUACAACAAUCUUCAGCCAUCAGCCCGGCUGAGUCAGUGCGAGCUUCGGUAACAGCAGGAGAGCGUACAGAGAUAGAUAGGUUAAGGGAUAGGUUAGAGAAGGCUUUACAAUCUCGUGAUGCUACCGAAUUGGAAGCCGGAAGACUGGCUAAAGAAUUGGAGAAAGCUCAAAUGCAUUUGGCUAAACAACAGGAAGCUAAUGAAUCUACACGCAUUGAAUUUGAACGAAUGUCUGCUGAAUUGGGUCGUCUACACGAUCGCCUCGAGAAAGCGGAGGCCGAGAAGGAGGCUCUGAGACAAACGGCGCGCACCGGCGUAGCGGACAAACCACAUCCACAGCUCGAGAAGCACAUGGCCCAGUUGGAGGCCGACUGCAAACAGUUGACAAUCGAACGGGAACAAUUGGUCCACCAGCUGGAGAAGAGUCAAGAGAUCCUGAUGAACUUCCAGAAGGAGUUGCAAAACGCCGAAACCGAAUUGCAAAAGGCCCGCGAAGAGAAUCGCAAGUUGCGCAACGGCCAUGCGACAACACCGGCUGCGGUGGCAGCAGCCGCACCCACACCGGCCGGACCCUCACCCGCCCAGUUGGCCGAACUGGCGGCCAUGCAGAAGGAAAUCCAAACGCUGCAACAAAAACUCCAAGAAUCGGAAAAAGCUUUACAGGCUGCUGGUACAGCAACCCAGGGUGGUGCCUCGCGCGAAGAAGUCGAACAAUACCGCAAGGUUAUCGAGGCCGAAAAGGCCAAGGCCGAUAUGGCCGAUAAGGCAGCGCAGGAGAUGCAUAAACGCAUCCAGAUGAUGGAUCAGCAUAUUAAGGAACAACAUGCUCAAAUGCAGAAGAUGCAACAGCAGCUGAUACAAGCACAACAACAAUUGCAACAGGCACAGCAGCAAGCCCAACAGGCAGCACAGCAACAGCAACAACAACCAGCACCUGCCAACAAUGAAGAAAUCAACAAAGAACUGGAGAAAAUUAAGGCUGAGUUGCAGGCGGCGACUACACAACGGGAUCAAUUCCAACAGCAAUUGGAACUGUUGGUCGAGGAGCUGCAAAAGAGUCAGCUGGCCAAUCAGGAACAAGGGAAACAAUUACAAGCUGCCCAACAGCAAAUACAGCAACUACAACAACAAUUACAACAAGCCGCUCAAGCUGGUGGUGCCACGGCGGCAGCUACCGAGGCACAGCGACAGCAAUUGGAACAACAACAGAAACAACUGGAAGAAGUUCGUAAGCAAAUCGAUAAUCAAGCCAAGGCCGUCGAAAGUGAACGUAAAAUCAUUGAGGAACAACGCAAACAGAUCGAAGCCAAACGCAAAGACAUCGAAGAGAAGGAAAAGAAAAUGGUCGAAUUCGAUGUACAGCUGCGUAAGCGAAAAGAACAAAUGGAUCAGCUGGAGAAACAGAUCCAGGCUCAAGGUGGUGGCGCCGCAGCAGCGGGAGAACUCAACAAAAAACUCAUGGACACUCAGAGGCAAUUGGAAGCUUGCAUCAAGGAAUUGCAAACAACCAAGGAAGAACACCAAAAGGCCGCAACGGAAACGGAACGAUUACUCAAAUUGGUACAAAUGUCACAGGAGGAACAGAAUGCAAAGGAGAAGACAAUUAUGGACUUGCAACAAGCCUUAAAGAUUGCCCAAGCAAAAGUCAAACAAGCACAAACACAGCAACAACAAGAUGCUGGACCAGCUGGAUUCUUAAAGAGCUUUUUCUAAACAUAUACAUAGUUAUUAAAAAUUACUCGAUACAAAAGGAAAAAAAUACAAAAAAAAAAAAGAAAUACUCUUCUACAACACUAAUCUACAACAAAACACUACAGUUUACAGUUUCUAUACUCUUAUAUUUGUACAUUUAUUAAAUGUUCUUUGCUUUCUUCGAAACAAACAAACAAAAAAAAUUAACUACAACAAGUCAACAGAAAAAAGAUGGAAAACAAAGCUAACAACCACAACAACAACAAGAAAAAUAUCAUUUAAAUCAAUUAAGAAAAUCUGCAGUAUUUUUGCCAUACAUACUCUCUUCUCUCAAUAUAUAAAUACAACUCUCUCCAAUGAAAAAAGUCUCUCUCUCUAAAAAUCUCUCCACAAAACAAAAAAAAUAAUAAAAAGAACAACUCUUCAAAACUUAUAAAUUCGAAUAUUUUUUCUACUCGAUAUUUAUAAAAGGAAAUAUUUAUUAUUAAGAUUAAAAAAAAAUUAAAAAAAUGCUAAUUGCUUUAAUUUUUUUUCAACAAAUUUAUUUUAAUUCAUUGUUAUUUAUUUUUGUUAAUUUUGAAAGUAUUCAAACCCACUGAAUUGGACUAAAAAAUACAAAAAAAAAAUUAAAUUAUCUUAGAAAAUAUAACAACAAAAAUUGGUUAUAUAAAGAAUAAACUAAACAAAUUUAUAUAUACAUAUUAAACAUAAUGUGAUGUCAUCAUUAAUAAAUAAAUAAAAACAAAUUAAAUCAUAGUUUAUUAUAAUUGUCAAAUACCAAAACAAAAAUUAUAAUAAUUAUAUAAAUAAAGGAAACAUUAGUAAAACAAAUAUUAAAAGAAAAUACUUAUGAAAAUUAUACAGCAUUAUUCCCUCAAGAAAAUAAACAAAAACAACAACACAUAUUCACUUUAAAAAAGACAACCAACAACAACAAGAAGAAGAAAGAGAAGAUGUUAGUAGUUAAUAAUAAAUAAAAAUUUCAAAAAAAAAAAAAACUAUUAAACCAAAAAAAUAUAUAUUAACAAUAAUUAACAUAUAGUAACCUCCCCCCGGUCCCCACAAAUUUGUUAUAGUUAGUAAAUUUAUUUAAGUGAGGUAAAGUUGAAUAUUAAAUAUAAAAUAACUACAAGAAAUAAGGAAAAAUUAAAAACUAAAUAAUCUUAUACAAAACAAGGAUGUAUAUAUUAGUAAUAGUAAAAAAAACUAAUAACAAAAAUCAACAUUAAAAAAUAAACAAUUUGGUGGAAAUUUAAUGAGCCAGUGAUGCAGUUUAGCCGAAAUCGCAAAAGAAGUCGAAAAGAACCCGUUACGGAAACUAUAAAGUAAAGCGUAGUCAUAUUAUACAAAUUUAACCAGCAAUAUUAAGAAAACCACUACAACAACAGAAAUGUUAUAGAAUAUUAUCUCACUCUCCCUUCACAACUAGAUUUUGUUUUGUAUUCCUCUUUGACAGGUGUUUGAUAGUCGACAACGCACAAUAAAGGCGUUCGUUGUUCGUUUGACACUUCUCUGAUAUUUCGUCAAUGAAAUACUCUUUCCAACAAAACACGAAAACUGCCAUUAACAAAAUGUUCUCUGUCUCACACACUCACACACCCAUCCUCUCUUAUUGUAAAUGUCUGCCAUUACAUUGUCGGAUGCUCAUAAAGUUUAGAAAAAUGUUUAAAGCAAAGAACACACAACAACCGACAAUGUUAUUUAAACAAUUAAAUACUGCUAUAGUUUUUGUAGAAAUCCAAUGGAGUGUUUCAUUAUCAUGAUUCCUUUUAAAGAGAACUGCGUCAAACCGUCAAAUCCAAACUUAAAGAUUUCGCUAUAUGUUUAUUAUGCCCUCCACCGGGAAUUCGUAAUUGAAAUCAAUCCAUGUUUUUCAAUACGUUUAAAUCACCUUUCCAGUUCUUCGAAAUAGAUAGGUUACAUUCAGUCAAUGAAAAGACACUGCCCAGCAACAUAAAGUGCGUUUACAUACAAAAUCCCAACCCUGGUUAAUCCUGAUAAUUAACCGAUUACAAUAAAUUUUAUGUAUAUUUUCUACAGUCAAUUUUUUUGUAAUUGAUCAAUUAUCUGGGUAGAGAUUUAAUAUGUAAACGUACUGUUAUUUCUUUCGGAGAAGUUAUGUAAGGUAGUAAUACUCUCUUUUGCAAGAAAAGGAACUCUAAGCAGAUACCACCGUAUAAAAAUCUGCAAACAAUCAGCUGAUUUAUCCAAACAAAACACAUUUUCACCGCCGUAAGAAAAAAAUCCAAAAAAAAUAUUUUAUCAGAAAUAUAAAAGAAAAUUAAACAAAAUGGGAAGAAUUUUCAAAAUGAUUUUAUUUCUAAAUAACUUCACAAAAAUUAAUAACUGUAUGAACGGGUUAAUCUGUAUGCGUGUAUAUGAAGUGGUUUAAAUUCCAAUGAGAAACAGGUGUUAGUUUUGUGAAAAAAGUAGAUGCUUCAACGCUUGAGAACAUUGAUAUGUCUAAUCUUCAAAAAUAGGAAGAUUUGUAUAUUUUUUCCUACACGAUGCCAAUCGGAAAUUGUUAUUAUAUGAAUUUUUUAACACUUUUUACAAAUUUAUAUAAUUUUUUAUUUGAAAAUGUCAAUUUCAAAAUGGCUUUGACAGUUCAUUGUCCCAGCAGCUGUAUUGGUGCGAAUACCUGUUUUAUUCUAACAUUAGAACCUUGCAUAUAUUGACAGCGGCACACAUCAACAUAUCCGAAACAUAAAUUGAACAAUAUCGAAAAUAAAUCUUAAGUCAAAAACCGAACGUGUAUUAGUUUAGCACAGUGGGCCGGCUCCCACUUAAAGUUUUUGAUUUGUUAGGGAGACUCUGUAGUAAAUCUUGUUUCGUCCAAUCUUAACACUAUCGCGGAUCAUUCAGGUUUUGUUGAGGUUUUUACUGGGGCCUACCCGUAUCUGCGUAUCUGUAUCAUUUUAUAAUAGUAUAUUCCAAAGCAUUAUCAGCGGUAUUGAACAUUUACUGGUAGAACAUACAUGUUCUCCAAUUUCUUAGAUAUCUAAUAACUCCACAGCCCAAAGAGUACUGAUCUCCUUUUCACGAAAUAUUAGCAAUUCCCAACUAUACUGUUCAUAUUUCCGUGAUUAGCUGAGGGAUUAAGUAUCCUUUUCUAUAGAAAGCUAAAAAGGUUCUAGGUUUCUGAUAAGUUCCAGGGCUUGGUUUAUUCUAGACACCCUUUCUUCAUUAAAUGGCUCUCCCGAGUUUGUCUAUUUCUCGAAUACUGUCGUCGUUUGGUGCGUUCAUCUUAACGGUAUUCUCUUAAAUCUUACAAUAUCCGCAUUGAUUAUUUCAAACUUCCUUUCUAUUUUAUCUAAUUUUUAAAUAGCAUUCACUUCUUUUAAACUCCCGGUGUCCAGUUUUCUAUGGAGCUGUCCAUCAACUUUUUUUAAGUUUGCUUCUUUUUCGGCAAUUGGGAAUUCUAUAUGAACCUCUUUAAUCAUCAAUAUAAUAUAUUUGUUGAUAUUCAACUCUAAUUUUGCAACCAAUUAAUCAGACUCGAUUUCGGAUGUUAUGAAUGCAUUCUGCGAUAUGAGCAAAUUUUCCUUUAAUUGCAAUAUAUCUUCUCUAGCUUCUAGUUUUGCAGCCAACUCAUCACGUUCGGUUUUAGCUGCAAGGAGUGCUCAUCAGUAAGUUUUCUUAUUACUGCCUUCAAAGCCUUGCUCUUACGUUCUGUCACCUAGUAAUUAGUCCUUAGUAUCCUCGGCUACACACAGAGCAUUAUUGUUUUUUUUAACCUUUAAACUCGCAACAAAUUUGAAGGCAUCUUCCAUUUCAUUUGUCAUCUUCUCUGCUGUUUUGUGCUCCAUUCGCUCGUUAUCCAAUUCAGGGUUGUUUCUUUAAUCCAAGGACGUGCUUUUUGGUCUCAUUUUGACAUUUUGAGGCUGCAUGACUUCUAAAAUGACCUUAACAUCUUCCGAGUACAGCGUCCCUGUUGCAUUACAUUUUUGGAAUGAUUUCUUAUGGUGUUUUGGAAAGCUUCUUUUACUCCAAUCCAGAAUUGUUUUUUUCAAUCCACGGACUUCCUUUUUGAGCCUGCAUGAUUUUAAAAAUGACCUUAACAUCUUCCGAGCACAGCCUCGCUCUUGCUUUCCAUUUUUGAAAAGAAUUCUUUUGGUGUUUUGGAAAGCAAAAAAAAAUGCAUAUGAUUAGGUUUCACAAAACGAGUUAUUUUGAAAAUUCUGCCUGUUCUUUAUACAAAAAGAAAGGCUAUUUGAACAUGAUAUAUCUUCAGCAUCUUAUCUCUCCUGACUCUAGCUGCAAAUACAACAUAUAACUGAGCAAUCCCGACAGACAAUUUUUAUUUCAAAAACUAAUGAAUCACCUACGUUUGUAUUUUGAUACUUUCUGACUAGAGAAACUAUUGAAAAAGUACAUUUGUAUAUAGGUGUGAAUGUCUGUCCCAAAAUGCAAAGAAUAUUUAAUUAUAUCUUCGUAUUUCAUAUUGGGUUAGGAGGAUCUCUUAAAAAAUGUAUAAACACCUUCUAAUCACCAUUGGGCAGUGAUGAUCAACAACUAGUUUGUUAACAACAACUUUAAAAGCUUUAUCUUAUUCUAGCCCUCUUGGACUUUAUCUCUUCCAUUCUUCUUUUUAAAAGAUAUUUUCCAUCUUUUACAUUUUUUCCUAAAAAUCACGCGGUGGAGGGUAUAUUGAAUUCAGACCUGUCCAAACAUAUACAUAUAUUCCUGGAAAAAAAUUGUUGCAAUUAAAAUUAGAAAAUAUCUGCUGAAGCUUUUUUUGAGUAAGCAACCAUGUUUUUGUUAUAAUAAAUAAAUUUAGUUUAAUAAGUUAAAUAGAAUAAAUUUUGUUUUUGCAUAUAAAAACAAACAUAAGCUAUCUCUUGUAUCUAUAACUAAAAUUGUAUGUAGCUAUAAUAUAUUUAAUGCAAAACCCUAUAUACAAUUAAUUAAACAAUAAAUAAAUAUAUAUUUAUUAAAUCCCAAGUAUACAACAAAUUCAUUACAUAGCUAAUAUUACUACUACACCACCACACAUAAUCAGCAGAAGAAAAGAUAAAUAAACAAAUUAAUUAACAAAAACUACAACAAAAAUUCUGGAAAAUUAAACAUUAUUUCAGCACCAAGAAAAAACACAAUAACAAUAAACAAAUUGUACAUUAAAUCAUUACCAGACACGCCCACACAUACACUAACAUCAUUCACAAAAAUUGUUAAAUAAAAAAAAACCUAACAACAAUAAACAAAUCCCACAAAACAACUAUUUUUUGCAAAUAUUUUUUCUUGAUUUUGUUUUUUUUUUUUUUCAUUUUCUUUUUAUGAAAAUAAAAAUAAACUCAAAAAUAAAUAAAAUGAAAUUAAAAGAAAUUUAUUUGUAAAUGUUAAGACAUCACUGCCAUGUUAAAGGAAAUAAAUUAAAACAGAAGACAAAACAACCACAAGAAAACAAACAAAACAACAACAAAUGAUAUCAGCAAAAAACAACAAAUUACAACAUAACAAAAACAAAUAUAAGAACUUAAUGUAUUCAUUUUUACUGUCUCAGUUUCACUUUAUUAUUAUAAUUAUACUAUUAUUAAUAAUAUUAAAUAUAAAUAAUGAUAUAAAUAUUAAAUACUAAUAAUAAUGAUAUAAACCUAAAUAAAAGACAAAUUUAAAUAAAGAUACAAAAAGCAAUUCGAAA